UCAGCUCUCAUUCAUGCACCCGCUCGCACACUCUUCAAACUCACACACAGACCUUCCUUCAGACACGCUUGCCUCAAACCUGCUCAGCUGCUGUGGGUGGGAGUACAAUCAAAACACAGCUUCUGACCACGCAAACUCCUGUCUCCUUCUGACCGAGCCAUGCUCCUCCAUCUGUAGGACGGGAGCGCUUCACACUGUGUACAGGGGCAGUAGAGAGAAGCUCCCCGACCCGGACCCCGUCCCAAAUACAGCAGCAGAUGUGACUGAGAAGGAGAGGCGGAGAGAGAAACACAAUCUGUCCCCCCCCUCCUCCCCGUCCCGUCUUCAAGAACAAUACCCUGCCUUCAGCUGGAGAGGGUCAGCUUUUGUCCUUCUCCCCGGGCUGCAGCUCAACUGAAGAGCAGACAGACGCGCUGACAGGUUGACCCGCUGCAGCGAAGAGGAGAGGACGCGGCAAAGCAGCCCGCUGCACUCCACUCCGCUUUGAUUCAGUACUUGGACAGUUCCCGAGCAACAACUGGAGAGAGCGUGUUUUCAGCAGACUGUGGAGCGUCUGGCUCAUGAGGGACUAAAGAUCACAUCUCACUUGCAGAUUAAAAAAGAAAAAAAAAAACAAAAGAAAAACCCCCUGAGAUGCAGACACCAUGUUCACUCAAGCUCGACCUCAGUGGUCCUUCUCCAACCCUGGGAUCGGAGGGAAGCACCGCCACCGGCAGCUUCCUGCAGCUGGGAGAGAAGCAGCUCUUUGAGAAGUUUUGGAAAGGGACUUUCAAGGCUGUGGCCACACCGAGACCGGAGAGCGUUAUUGUGGCGAGCAUCACCGCCCGCCGCAGGGUGACUGGCUCAGAAACAACAACAUCCUACCAGCCGCUGCAGACAGACGACCGGAAAGCCGCUGACACGCGGGUGGACAGCGCAGACAGGAACGGCUGCAUCAAAGGAAGCGGACGUAAACACCACAGCCACCGCAGGGCCAGAAUCCCGUCCUUUGAUGGCGUCCUCUCCCCUCGGGCCAAAGGGAAGAAGAAGAAGAGAAAGUCUGAGCGGAAGAGAAAAAGAAGAAGGUCUCCUUCACACAGUCUGUCACCACUGAGGAAGAAGAAAAAGAAGAAGAAGAAGAGCUCCAAGAAAAGCAAGCGCCAUAGGUAUACCUCUAAGAAGUCAAAACACAGCUCUUCACGUUUAAAACGUAAGAGGAAGGAUGAACGCAAGCACAAGAAAAGUUCACGGACUCGCUCGCGUCGGAGGCGGCGCUACAGGAGGUCGGAGUCGUACGCUUCCUCCUCCAGAUCCUUCACGGAGGACAGACACCUGCAGAAGUCUGUGGUUCAUCAGGCUUUCAGAGCCACCGGAGGAACCCGAGCAGCGCUGAAACCCACCGAAGCAAAGUGGAGACAUGCAUCUAAAUCUGUGUGUAAAACGGCUCCUAAAUAUCGCUCCAUCCUCUCAGCGGGCACCAUUUUGUCGUUGAAGCCUGGAAGCGAGCUCUUAAAUGGGAAAGGAGCUCAGGAUUUUUCGAGUCACGCCGAAGGUACACGCGACUACGACUCUGGUAACGACACAUCCUCACCUCCGUCGAGCAAAACUGGUGUUUCUCGAGCAAGUGUCGCUGAAAACCAGAGGACCUGCUGUCAACGUCUUACCUCGCCUCUGGAGAAGCAACGCUGUGCUGACAGAGACAACGGCUCCGAUUCAGGGAACUCUGUGACAAGCUACGCCUCCUCAUGCAAACCCUACAGGGAAGGUGGCUUCUCUGCUGCCAUUUUCAGUGGAAACAGCAAGAGUGGGCAGAUAACCUUGGGGUGUGAGGAAGAAGUGGUGAGAUGCACGAAGGCAGCCCGAUGUGCGCGGAGGAGGAGCAGGUCGUCUCGAAAGCGGCGGAAAACGUUGUCCUCCUCCACCAGUCGGAGCAGAUCUUCAGGGACUUCCAGGUACUCUGGACGCUAUUCUCGAAGCCCUUCGCUGUCUUCUUGCAGCUCGUACUCUCGUUCCCUGAGCAACUCAUCAGAUGUGAGGCGAAGGGGCAGCUUGGUCAGCCUGAGCUCCAGAGGAAGCUACUCCAAACACAGUGCUGAUAGACUGCGAGACAGAAAGCGGCAGUCCAGUUCCAGAGAGACGAAUCUGAAGCACAUGCAUAAGGUUAGUGGAAAGAGACGAAGACGCAAGUCCUACUCUCCUAUGAGGAAGAGGAGGAGAGACUCUCCAAGCCAUCUGGAAGCACGCCGCAUCACAAGUGCCAGGAAGCGACCCAUCCCUUACUUCAGACCCAGCCCUUCCUCCAGCAGCCGCUCCACCAGCGUGUCGUCGUGGAGCAGCCUCUUCACACGAAGCCGCAGUCGCAGUCCGAUCCACAGCGUGAGCCGCAGUCGCAGCCGCAGUCGCAGUCGCAGCUACUCUUCCUACAGGAGCUACAGCCGGAGCUCAUCGUGGAACUCCAUCUUUGGGUCCCGCAGUCGCAGCCGCAGUCGGGGUUCUUUGAAGAAGCGAAGGAAAGCCCGGCGUUAAUGUUUUUCUGUGCAGAGACAGAAACUACAUCUGUAUUGGUGGUCAGGACAGAAGCUGUAGGGGCUGAUGACUUGGACUAAAAUAUCCCAGCAUUUCUUCAAGGCCAUCUCUCAUUGAGAUAUUUCUAAAACGUUUUUACUUUUUGUUCCUCUUGCACCAACAAGAGAAGUUGCAUUUCCAUAUUUGUCAAACCAACGUCCAUGUUGAAUACAUCCAACUGAGAUGCAAGUUUGUGCACUUCUCACUAAUUUGUGUGUCUUAAUGCUUAAAAUUAACUUAAUAUGUUAUUAUGUAGUAAUGUGGGAAAAACAACAUUUAGUUUAAAACCAGGCCCAUGAAGCACUGAAAUUACUUUUCCCAUUUAGUUUAUGCCCUGAUGUUUAGCAGGGCAGCAAACACAAACUGUUGUGUCGAGUCUUUGUGACACUGAUUUUACACCAACAGAUGAAGUACAGGGGUAACAUUUAAGCUGUUUGAUCCCGGCGCUCACAGGCGGCUUCACAGGGAUCGUUAUCAGGAAUCAGCGAAAGGCUUCUGGCUCUGAUCUCAACACUUCACAAGGCGGAGAACAAGCAUGUUUCCUCGGCGUAGGUGGGCAAACGGCCUGUCAGCUUAAAUGUCACUUUAAUUUCUCCUCUGAUCAAGUGGAAAACAAUUUAAAAUCUGUCUAAAGUACAUCAGCGAUCAUAUUUUCAUGGAAUUGCGGGAAGUUUUUCCCUCAACAACUAUUUCUUCCUCUUGAUCCUUUUCAGUUUUUGUCAGAUUACAACCCGAAACAUGAAUGUAUUUCAUUGGGAUGAGCAGUUGGGACAGACCAAAACAAAGCAGCACAUAAUAGUGAAGUUUAGGGAGGCAUAAUAUUGACAUCCGUAUCAGCUGAUGUUAGUCAUUUUUUAACACGUCGACAUGAAGUCCAAUAUGUAAAGCUGAUAUCAACAGCUGAAAAUCUGUAGCCUUUUGCAGACUCUACCAGAUUUUGUGGAAGAUUCUCCUGGAUUUACUGAUCAGCUGUCUUGUCCCUGCCGUAGAUUAGCCUUACCACAGCAUUACACUACCAGCGUCAUGCUUCGUCAUAGGCACAGUGCGUUCCAGAGGAAUAGCAGUGUUAGUUUUCUGCCACAGAUAGUGUUUUACACAUAGGACUGAAAGAUCAGUUUUGAUCUCAUCACAUCUGCUACAUGUUUACUGUAUCCUCUACAUGACUUGUACUUACUGCAAGGUGGAUUGUCUUUUUUGUUUUUGUUUUUUAUUAGUAGCUUCCUUCUUGCAUAAAGGCCAGAUUAGAGAAUUACUAUUUGUCCUAUCAAAAGGCCUCAUAUCUGAGCAGUGGAUCCCUGCAGCUCCUCCCGAGUUACCAUUUGCCUCUUCCCUGCUUCUUGUGUGUUUGAUGUUCAGGUCUUGUUAGAUUUACAGUUUUCACACACUCUCUUCUCUUUCAGAUAAAUGUGUUCCUUCCUUUGCCUUCACGAUGCCGUUUGUCUCCAUGUUUUCACAGAGCAGCUGCAGUUUGACUAAGAUUCAUUUAAACACACCUGCACUGUUUACAAAUUAUGAAAAUACUCAACCACCUGGUUAUAGCAGAUUUUUUAGGAUUAUCAGAGGAUUUGUCAAAACUUUUUAAAAGCAUAAAUAUUGUUUCCGCUGACGUGACUAUUGUGUGCCUCUGUGGGUUGGUCUUUCCGUUAAAAUCUCAAUAUACUGACGUUUGUUUGUAAAAUGACAAACACUGUACAAGCUCAAAGAGUGUGAUUUCUUUUGGAUGUCUCUGUACUAUGUUUAAAUGACUUUCACUCAUGCUCACACUUAACUAAAUAAAUACAUAUUUUUAUUAAUUUUAGUUUUUAAUCAGGUAAAUGAUGAUUUAACUGAUGUCCAACACAGAUACUUUAUUUCCUUUAAUAUUUAUACAAGACUGAAACAAACAUUAGCAAACAUACUUAUAACUUGUUUAAAAUGUAUCAGUUCUCUGUUCUUUUCUGUAGUUGUCAAAUAUUGUGUGUAUUGCUGUUAUCUCUUAUUUAUUUUCUUUUACAACUGUAACACAUUUUGUCUGUAAAAUUUUAUUUUAUAUAUAUAUAUAUAUAUAUGCAAAGGUUUAUUAGAUGUCCAGCAAACUCGGUAAAACAAACUGUUGAAUUAAUUUUAGAACGGAAAAUAUUUGCAGUUUUGGGUUGACUUCAGUUUUUCAAAAUAAAUUUUGACUCCCUAAUUGUUGAGAACAUCAAAAUAAUCUUCUGUAGAGUAAAAUCCCACAUUCAGUGGCAUUUUAAUUCAUUAAUUCUAAAAUGUUAUAUAUUUAUUGACAUUUCAAUUUUAAACUUAUCUUUUCCCCAUUUGUGUUAUGAGCUUGCAAAUUAAGCUAGGAAGAGAAUACAGUAACUACAUCUGAAAACGAAGCUGACAAUGAUUACAUUUGAAGAGUCUGCUGCAGCACUUAACGUUUGUUCACCUAUUAGAAUUAUUGAGAAUGCAAAGGGUAAUUAUUGGGAAAUAUUUUGGGUUUUUUGCUGAUGCUCCUGACUUUAACAUGAGGCUCAGCAACCUUUUCAAUCCGAGCCGUUCUUUGUGUCUUCUACAGUAUAACAUCACAUCCAGGGUUUCUCAUUUCCUUGACAAAGUCGCUUCAUUAUCUCAAGAUAUUUUUACUGUACUUUCAUAGACCAGCUGCUCAUUAGACCAUAUAUUUUGACCAGCUCGAAGAAAACAGGCUAUUUUCUCCAAAAUGUCACACUGUUCCUUCAAAGUUAAUUUCAUGGCAGCUCCAACUCCAAAACAGCUUUUGCUUAUAAUUAAGGGUCAUGUUUCUUAAUGGUUUCAGAUCCUUCAUCCUGUCUGUGUUGCUGCUCCAGGCCUGAACGACUGCUGCUCUCUAUGCACUCAACUCUCUCAGCUUAUUUCCCUAAAUGUCAGCUAAAUUGGACAAAUGAGGGAAAUGUGCUGCUGGAAGAGAAAAGACGUUGGUGCCAAAAAUAUAAUCCAUAUACCACAAGCUGAUGGUGGCAGAUGUGAACCUGUAUGCUGGGGAGAAGAUUUGCACAGUUGUGUUGAUAAACUUAGACAGCCAGCGAUGCCCUCUCUCUGAGUCCUUGUGCAGACAGGAGUUUGAAUAUGUAAUUACCGUGUUGUAAAUAGGCACCUGGACUGUGUAAAUAAUACAAAAUGUGUUUUUUUUUUAUUUACAGCACACAAUUGGAGGCAUAUUGUAAACAUUCAGAAUACAGUGCAUCAACAAGUGACAAUUUAAAUGUAUUUAAAUAUGAUUUGGGGUAUUAAAAAAAAGCAUAAGCAAGCUCUUAUAGCAAUAGUGAUUCAUUGUGAAAUUAUGCAUUUUUAUUAUCGUUUUCAAUAUCUACAAACAUAAUGCAAAAUCAUAUAUUUUUUGUACUGCAUGUGUGUCAAUGUAAAGUCCAUAUUGUAAUAAAGUGUCAACUGGAACCUCAGCAUAACAUACA
Poecilia reticulata (guppy) is the source of this 5957-nucleotide messenger RNA. It is a transcript of the gene srrm4, whose product is annotated as serine/arginine repetitive matrix 4. Gene Ontology annotation, biological process: regulation of RNA splicing; mRNA processing; neuron maturation. NCBI's taxonomy places the organism in Eukaryota, Metazoa, Chordata, Actinopteri, Cyprinodontiformes, Poeciliidae. Gene Ontology annotation, molecular function: mRNA binding. The record is from RefSeq and is a predicted model, not a curated record. Gene Ontology annotation, cellular component: nucleus.